GACAAUGAAGACCAACAAGGCCGCGGAGGCCGCAGGGGAAGGGGAGGAGGGCACGGGUGGAGGAGGAGGAGGACGACGAGGAGGAAAAGGAGGAGGAAGUCCACGGACCAUGGGAUCCCGGCGUGGGAGAGGGGGGAGGGGUUUGGGGGGAGUCGGCGGAGGAGGACGACGACGACAAAGGACGAGGAGGAAGAGGAGGAAGAGGAGGAAGAGGCCGAGGGGGAGGACAUGGAGGAUUCGGGGGAGGAGGAGGAGGAGGAGGAGGAGGAGGAGGAGGAGGAGGAGGAGGAGGAGGAGGAGGAGGAGGAGGAGGACGAGGAGGAGGAGGAGGAGGAGGAGGAUGAGGAGGAGGAGGAGGAGGAGGAGGAGGAGGAGGAGGAGGAGGAGGAGGAGGAGGAGGAGGAGGAGGAGGACGAGGAGGAGGACGAGGAGGAGGAGGAGGAGGAGGAGGAGGAGGAGGAGGAGGAGGAGGAGGAGGAGGAGGAGGAGGACGAGGAGGACGAGGAGGACGAGGAGGAGGAGGAGGAGAAGGAGGAGGAGGAGGAGGAGGAGGAGGAGGAGGAGGACGAGGAGGACGAGGAGGAGGACGAGGAGGAGGACGAGGAGGAGGACGAGGAGGAGGAGGAGGAGGAGGAGGAGGAGGAGGAGGAGGAGGAGGAGGAGGAGGAGGAGGAGGAGGAGGACGAGGAGGAGGACGAGGAGGAGGACGAGGAGGAGGCGGAGGAGGAGGAGGAGGGGGAGGAGGAGGAGGAGGAGGAGGAGGAGGAGGAGGAGGAGGAGGAGGAGGAGGAGGAGGAGGGGGAGGAGAAGGGGUAGAUGGAUGAGGAGGAGGAUGGAUAGGAGGCACGUCGCAUCGGCUCCCGCCAGAUCUGGCUCGAGCUUGAGGCAAUAUUCGAACGCACCGACUUCGAUGCUGUCGGACCGCUCUUCAAGGAAUACUUCAGCAUCACGAUCGAACAUAGUGCUGGCGCCGUCGACUACACCAGCCGUCUCCUGGACCUUGCCUCCCGCCUUGAGGCUCGCCAGACUACUCUCCCCCCCAACCUUCAGAUCUACCCUCUCCUCCUCCUCCUCCUCUGUCGCUGACCCCAUAACUCCCCAGGAGUUGCAGCAGUUUCGCCGCUUCCAGCAGCUGCAGCUGCUGCAGCAGCAGCAGCAGUGGGGCUCUGGUGGCCAUCCAUGGGGUUGGCCAACACUACCCCCACCCUCCCUUCCCUUCAUUGAGGACUCCCAUGAGGAGCUCAUUGGCGUUCAGCAACAAACACCUUCCCUCACGCCUCUCUAUCCUGGCUUCCUUGGCCUCCUCAUCCUUGGCAUCGCUACCGCUCCCACCAGAUUCACUCCGUCCAACUUCCUUGAGGCCAUCACCUGCCCCGAUGCUGCCAAUCUGGGAGCUGCGCCGCCCGGUUUAUGGCCUCAAGCAGGCUCCUCGCGAGUGGCACAACAAGCUGGCCGCCACUCUGCAGUCCUUGGGGUUCCAUGCCUCUCAGUAUGAUGCCAGCCUUUUCCUUCGCUCCUCUCCCACCCGCUUCUUCAUCCUGGUGUA
This is a messenger RNA of Closterium sp. NIES-67, 1546 nucleotides long. The record is from the annotation of a GenBank genome assembly. NCBI's taxonomy places the organism in Eukaryota, Viridiplantae, Streptophyta, Zygnematophyceae, Desmidiales, Closteriaceae.